GUCAGGUUUCAUUACCUACGUGAUCCUGCACAAAUGUCAAGUGUCGUUCCUGCAAAGUGGCGUGAGCACAUGUACACACUAAUACAAAGAAAGAAAAUUAAUUCCUAUCUAUCUGCGAAUAUACGUUUCGCAACAAAAAAUGAUUUUACAUUUUGCAUUUAAGUGUUUAAAAGGCGUGGCGAGCUCUGCAAAAAUACUGCAAGGUUACGCCGCCGUAUAAAACAGAAGAAUAUAGAUAAAUGAUAUUACAAGAAGUAAACAGAAUAAGUGUACAGGAUUUAAAACACAACGAUGAAGUUUAUGUUUUUGCUGGUAGCUCUAAGCUGCGCAGUGUUAACAAAAUGCCAUCCUAGCUUAGAUGGCCUCCCAAAACAUCCUGGAGGCAUAGGAGGACUCUUUAGAGGACCAAAUUCAGAAACAAUCAUCAGAGGACCGGAUGGAAGCGAAAUAACAGCUGCUGAUGAAGCAGGUCACAUAACAACUGGGGGAGCAUUACAAACCAUAGUCGCAGCUGAGCCUGUAGCUAUUCAAACUGCUCCAACACUUCCCAUAAUAAGUGAAACAAUUGAAACCCAUACAGUAGCUGUUCAACCGGUUGUAGCUCAAGGUGUAGCUGUUAAUACCGCCAUACCAGUAGUGGACGUGACCAAACCAGUCGAUAUAAAGCUUGUCGAUGCUCCAGAAGUAGAACCUAACCAAUCCAGUGAUUUGCAUGGGCCAUCAGGUUCUAUUACUACCAGAGGAUCGAAAUCAAUAGUUUCAGGGCCAGCUUCAACCACAAUACAUGAACCAGUCCGUAAAAUACCACUUGUAGCUGCCGCUGUCCCAAUUGUUGCUCAUACCGAAAUCAGGACUGCACCACUACUUGAAACAGCUUCAAUACAACCCACCAUAUCUCACCAGACAAUCAACAUCGAACUAGAUUCACCCAUAGUUCAGCCUGCUUCACUUAACGGCCUUAUAGGCAACGAAAUAUCAACUAUUGCACCAGGAUUGCAAGAUCAAACUCAUCUUGGCAACAAUAUUCAUCAACAAACUCUUCUCACCGCAACAGCUGCACCAAUACAACUAAAUGUUGAAGCUGACAUAUCUCGUCAAUUGGCCGCUGAAUCUGCCAUCCAACAAACCGAAGCUGAAGCUAUCGCGCGCAGCCAACAAAUCGCUGCCGCAACUCAGCGACAGAGACAACAAGGCGAAGCUGAAGCUUUAUUACGCAGCCAACAAAUAGCUGCAGCUGAAAGGCAAAGACAACAAGGCGAAGCUGAUGCUUUAUUACGCAGCCAACAAAUAGCUGCAGCUGAAAGGCAAAGACAACAAGGCGAAGCUGAAGCUUUAUUACGCAGUCAACAAAUAGCUGCAGCUGAAAGGCAAAGACAACAAGGCGAAGCUGACGCUUUAUUACGCAGCCAACACGUAGCUGCAGCUGGAAGGCAAAGCCAACAGGGCGAAUCUGAAGCUUUAUUGCGCAGCCAACAACUUGCUGCUGCGGAAAGGGAAAGGCAAAUAGCUGCGCAGCAAGCAAUCCAACAGUCUGAAGCUAACGCUAUUACCAGAAGCCAACAAAUCACGGCCCAAAAUGCACCACAGCAAGCUACAAAUCAGCAAACAGCUGCUCCAGCAGCAGCUCAACAAGAUCAGCAACAAGGAGGGGAUUCCGCAGCUGCCCUAGAAGAAAAAAGACGUGUUGCCGAACAAGUAGCAAUCCAAAGAAAUAGGCAAUUGGCUGAAGAAGCUGGCCAAAUUGAAGCUGCAAGACAACAGGCGGAAAAUGAAGCUGCGGAAAGAAACAGGCAGCUAUCCGCUCAAGCUGCAGAAGUCGAACAAGCCAGAUUGGCUGCUGAAGCCGAGGCACAAGCAAGAAUUAAGGCAUUAAGCGAAGCUGCAGCGCUGGAAGACAGCAGGCAGAGAGCCGAAGCUGAAGUGAUCGAGAGAAGUAGGCAGUUACUUGAAGUUGCAGCUAAAGAAGAAAAUAGAAGGAAUCUUGCUGCUGCUGAAGCUCAAGCUCGGGCAGAGGCGCAAGCCAGAGCUCAAGCUGAAGCUGAGGCCCAGGCCCAAGCCAGAGCUCAAGCUGAAGCUGAGGCCCAGGCGCAAGCUCAAGCACCGGCUCAAGCUCAAUCCCAAGGACAAGCUUCUCGAGCAAGAAAUAAUGUUGCAGGCAUUAGACAAACUCCAGGUUUAAGUAUAGCUACAACAAUAAGAAAUCCCAGUUCAGAAAACGAUUUGAGACUUCUCGAGGAGCAAAAGAGACAGCAGUUGCUGGCAAUUGAAGCUCAAGCUCAGGAGGAAGCUCAGAGGCAACAACAAAGCUUACAAAAUGCUUUAAAUCAGGGUCAGAUAGGUUUGAAUCCUGCUUUGAUACCAGCCAAUAAUAUCAUCCCUCCUGGAGUUGGAUAUAAUAGAGGUUUGGUUUCUUCUACCAUAGCUCCUGAAGCAUUAGCUGAUAAUUCCUUGAGGGUGGAUGGAAGACAGCUCGAAAUAAGUCAGCUUCAAUUACAAAAUCAGAUACCAAUUGCUCCUCCAGGGUUGGACGGAAGAACUUUGAAUGCUGGGGACAGUAUUUUACAUUCCGAAUUAACAAAAUUGAACAUAGAUCCGUCUCAAAUACAGUUAUCUAAUGUACCUUUAUCGCAAGUACAAGGGUUACAACAAGGUGGGCAGUGGGGAAGAUACGGAAGACAAUUAGGAAAAAAGAAGAAUUGAAUCAAUAUUUGGGUGAACUAGUCAAUGGUUUGGGUUUAUAUUGUAUUAAUUUAUUUAAUAAAAUAAGA
Molecule: messenger RNA, 2768 nt
Organism: Brassicogethes aeneus
Lineage: Eukaryota; Metazoa; Arthropoda; Insecta; Coleoptera; Nitidulidae
Source: the annotation of a GenBank genome assembly